Molecule: messenger RNA, 1509 nt
Organism: Aspergillus nomiae NRRL 13137
Lineage: Eukaryota; Fungi; Ascomycota; Eurotiomycetes; Eurotiales; Aspergillaceae
Product: ornithine-N5-oxygenase
Exons: 2
Coding region: 1-1509 (502 amino acids)
Biological process (GO): intracellular iron ion homeostasis
Source: RefSeq, a predicted model, not a curated record
AUGGAGCCGGUGGAAAGGAAGCUAGAGAUUGGCGCCCGUAUCUAUCCUAAGAUGCCCCUCACGCAACAGCAUCCUUCUGGAGAGCCACCCCGCUUGAAAGCUACACCGAAGGACGAACUCCACGAUCUCCUCUGUGUGGGUUUUGGACCGGCUUCUCUGGCUAUCGCAAUUGCUCUUCACGAUGCCUUGGAUCCAUGCUUGAACAAGGCCGCUUCCAAUUCCAAUUGGCAGCCCAAGGUCUGCUUCCUGGAGCGACAGAAACAAUUCGCAUGGCACUCGGGUAUGCUGGUGCCCGGCUCAAAGAUGCAGAUUUCCUUCAUCAAGGAUCUGGCAACCAUGCGGGAUCCACGCAGCAGCUUUACUUUCCUCAACUAUCUUCACCAGAAAGACCGCCUGAUUCACUUCACCAACCUGAGCACCUUCCUCCCGGCUCGGAUGGAGUUUGAAGAUUAUAUGCGGUGGUGUGCGCAGAGAUUCGCACAUGUGGUGAACUACGGCGAAGAAGUUAUCGAAGUGAUCCCUGGCAAGACAAACCCGAGUAGCACGCUCGUAGACUUCUUCACGGUCAAAUCUCGGAACCUAGAGACGGGCGAGAUCUCUGCCAGGAUGGCACGCAAAGUUGUUGUUGCUAUUGGUGGUACUGCGAAGCUGCCCAAGGAGCUACCCCAGGACCCAAGGAUUAUGCACUCGUCCAAGUACUGUACUACUUUGCCCGCCAUGCUAAAGGACAGCCAAGAGGCCUACAACAUUGCUGUAUUGGGCAGCGGUCAAAGUGCCGCAGAGAUCUUCCACGACCUCCAAAAACGCUACCCGAACUCGAAGACGACGCUGAUUAUGCGAGACACUGCUAUGCGACCCAGUGAUGAUUCACCAUUUGUCAACGAAGUCUUCAACCCCGAACGAGUCGAUAAGUUCUUCGGCCUUUCCCCUGCCGAACGCCAGCGCUCCCUCACUGCUGACAAGGCAACCAACUAUAGCGUCGUCCGACUUGAAUUAAUUGAGCAGAUCUUCAAUGACAUGUACCUACAGAGGGUCCAAAAUCCCGAUGAGACACAAUGGCAACAUCGCGUCCUCCCUGGACGCAAGAUCACCCGAGUUGAGCAUUACGGACCGCAUAGGCGGAUGCGGCUUCAUGUUCGGGCUGUGAAAGACGAGAAGGACAGCCUUGUUGGCAACGGCAAGGAAACAUUGGAGGUGGACGCACUUAUGGUGGCUACAGGCUACAACCGCAAUGCGCACGAGCAACUACUGAAGAGCUUACAGCACUUGCGCCCCGCGGGCCAGGAAGCCUGGACCCCCAACAGGGAAUACCGUGUUGAGAUGGACCCAAGCAAGGUUAACGCUCAGGCUGGAAUCUGGCUACAAGGUUGCAACGAGCAAACGCAUGGACUGAGUGACAGUCUGUUGUCCAUCUUAGCGUCACGCAGUGGCGAGAUGGUGAACUCGAUCUUUAGAGGCGAGUUUGCGGGAACAGCGGUGCCGGACACCACUAUCCGCGCUAUGCUGUAA